Messenger RNA from Diaporthe batatas, 1600 nucleotides. RefSeq lists its product as uncharacterized. Bases 132 to 1517 code for a protein of 461 amino acids. The transcript has 2 exons. NCBI's taxonomy places the organism in Eukaryota, Fungi, Ascomycota, Sordariomycetes, Diaporthales, Diaporthaceae. The record is from RefSeq and is a predicted model, not a curated record. Gene Ontology annotation, cellular component: extracellular region. Gene Ontology annotation, molecular function: chitin binding; chitinase activity. Gene Ontology annotation, biological process: carbohydrate metabolic process; chitin catabolic process.
CUUUCCCUCCAUUUUAGUGCCCUUAAUAAAUCGAACAGACCAGUUGAGCGAGCAUUCUUGCUGUCCGCUGAGUCGUCCAUUCUUUCUUCACAUCUCUCUUCUUUCUUUUCACUUCGGUACAGCUGUUCACAAUGGUUUGCCCUUCUGCUAUCGCCUCCGGGCUGGGCGCCGUCGGUGCCGCUGCUGGCUCCGCCAGUGCUCCUCGAUACUCGCUGUACUUCGACCAGUACCACACUGAGGUCCUCCCCAACAAGACGAUGACCGCUGGUAUCACACACGUCAUCACGUCUUUUGCCAACUCAUCCAUCUUCGCCUCCGACCCCGUGGGCACUUACACCCCGUUCAUGCCCAUCCCCGAUAUCCGCGCCAUGUUCGACAACGGAACACAGGUGUGCCUGGCUAUUGGAGGCUGGGGUGACACCCUUGGCUUCCGCCAGGGCCUCGCCACCGAGGAGUCCCGUUCGCUAUAUGCCAGCAACAUUGCGUCCAUCAUGGACACCCACGGCUUCGACUGCAUUGACAUCGACUACGAGUACCCCGCUGGAAACGGCUACGACUACAAGCAAGUUCCCAACUCGGACCUCGUCGGCGAGAUCGAGACGCUACCUCAGCUGCUCGCCUCUAUCAAGCAGGCCAUUGGCAGGAGGGAGCUCUCCAUUGCCGUGCCCGGCCUCGAGCGCGACAUGAUCGCCUUCACCCCCGAGUCCGGUCCCCUGAUCGACAGUGCCGUCGAUGCGGUCCACGUCAUGACCUACGAUCUCAUCAACCGCCGUGACAACUACACCAAGCACCAUACCGACGUCCAGGGCUCUCUCAACGCCAUCCAGGCCUACCUCGACCGUGGCUUCACCCCCUCCAAGUUGAACCUCGGAAUUUCCUUCUACGCCAAGUACUUCACCCUCGCCGCCAACACCACCUGCACGCAGCCCAUCGGCUGCCCUCUUGAGCCGGCCGAGGAUGCUCAAGGCCAGGACACCGGCACAUCCGGCGCUGUGACCUUUGAGGCCUCUUCCUUCCCCAUCGUGAUCGACCCCAGCACGCUCACCACAUCCACUGACGGAUCUUGCGGCACCGGCACCCAGUUCAUGUGCUCUGGUCCCGCUACCGGUGGCGCCUGCUGCUCCCAGUACGGCUUCUGCGGUGCCACCUCCGGUCACUGCGGCACCGGCUGCCAGGACCAGUACGGAACCUGCUCUCCGGGCGCCAAGAAGACCACCGCGCAGUCUUUCGCUGACGCCCUGGCCAACGGCCAGCUUGACGCUGAGAACGGCGGUCAGUGGUACGUCGACGCCGACGCUGGUCUGUACUGGACAUACGACACCCCAGAGCUGGUCGCCCAGAAGUUCACCGACAUCGUCGCCGCCAAGGGCCUGGGUGGUGUUAUGGCUUGGUCUCUUGUUGAGGACAGCUACGACUGGUCCCUUCUCAAGGCUAUGCAGGACGGCGUCAAGGGUCUGGUCGCUGAUGCUACUGCCGCGGCCCCCCAAUCCAAGACGGUCCGUCGCAGACGAAACUAGAGGAGGACUGGCGACGCUGAGGCAGAGUGGACGCCUCUACUUCAAGAGACAAGCGUAUGACGUGGGGUGGACGAAUGGGGUCU